AACCUGUGGGGGUGGUGAGAAGAAAAAAAGUGAGACUACCUUUAUCUACCUGGUUGAGCUGGGGAGGAUUCUUUUUUGUGCAUGUCGAAAAUUGGAAAUCAUCCUUCCCCCCGAGUGAAAGUGAGAGGCAGGUCGGCGCUGCUGCCCGCCAAGACAGGAAAAAUAACCUCCUCCGCCGGCUGAACAAAUGGACUGUCAUGAAUUAUGAAAAUGAUUUAACGCUGGAGCCAAGCAUCAGCAGCCCGAGUAGCAGCACGCGAUGGAUGGGGAAAACCGUAUCAUUCUCAACGUCGGAGGCAUCAGAUACGAGACGUACAAGGCGACGCUCAAGAAGAUUCCGGCCACUCGGCUGUCGCGGCUGACCGAGGCCCUGGCCAACUACGACCCGGUGCUGAACGAGUACUUCUUCGACCGGCACCCGGGGGUGUUUGCGCAGGUGCUCAACUACUACCGCACCGGCAAGCUGCACUACCCGACGGACGUCUGCGGGCCCCUGUUCGAGGAGGAGCUGGAGUUUUGGGGCCUCGACUCGAACCAGGUGGAACCGUGCUGCUGGUCAACGUACAGCGUGCAUCGGGACACACAGAGCACCCUGGCGAUCCUGGACAAACUGGAGCUGGACGACGAGCAGCCCUCGGAGGAGGCCAUCGCCCGGAUGUUUGGCUUCGAGGAGGCCCUCCUGAAUGGGGAGCUGACCUGCUGGCAGCGGACAAAGCCCAAGAUCUGGGCCCUGUUUGACGAACCGUCGAGCUCGACCGGCGCCAAGAUCGUCGCCGGCAUCUCGGUCUUCUUCAUCUGCAUUUCUGUGAUAUCGUUCUGUCUGAAGACACACCCGGGUCUCCGGGUGGAACUUCCCCCAGCCCUGCUGAACAUCUCGGCGAACGGCACCAGCGCCCUGCUGGCCAACAUGACCAGCAUCGUGGGCCCGCUGACCGGCGGACCCAGCAGUGGAACCAACUCGGCGGACGGGAAGGCCGACCCCCGGGCCAACCCGAGACCCCUGCGGACGGGGCGCCUCAUCUCGUCCGCGUACCGGAUCAACUCCGGCAAGGGUGGCAACAUCGUGGACAACUGGCAGGAGACGUACGGCCAACCGCACGAGGCCUUCUUCUACGUCGAGCUCGUUUGCAACGUUUGGUUUAUCAUCGAGCUGACGGUGCGGCUUGUGGUCGCCCCCAACAUCUUCGUGUUCAUCCGAUCCCCGGUCAACAUCAUCGACCUGGCCGCGACGCUCAGCUUCUACACGGACGUGUGCCAGCGGAUGGGCGAGCAGACGGGCCUGCUCGAGGCGUUCUCCAUCGUCCGGAUAUUGCGCCUGUUCAAGCUGACGCGCCACUCGCCCGGCCUCCGGAUUCUGAUCCACACGUUCAAGGCUUCGGCCCGGGAGCUCACGCUGCUGGUGUUUUUUCUCGUCCUGGGCAUCGUCGUCUUCGCCAGUCUCGUGUACUACGCCGAGAAGCUGCAGGACAAUCCGGACAACCAGUUCAAGAGCAUCCCGUUGGGGCUGUGGUGGGCCAUCGUCACGAUGACCACCGUCGGGUACGGGGACAUGGCCCCCAAGACGUACGUCGGCAUGUUCGUGGGGGCGCUGUGCGCCCUGGCCGGCGUGCUGACCAUUGCCCUGCCCGUGCCCGUCAUCGUCAGCAACUUCUCCAUGUUCUACUCGCACACGCAGGCCCGCUCCAAGCUGCCGAAGAAGCGCCGACGGGUGCUGCCCGUGGAGCAACCCCGGCGGAAGCGGGACGUUGGGGUGGCGAACCGGCGGAUGAACGCGAUGAAGCACCAGCACGCCACCACCCACCCGACGGGCCACCCGGCCAUCUUUAAGGACGCUUUCGGCGGGGCGAAAAUCGGCCACGUGAACGGCGUAAACGUGAUAGGUCUCACCCUGCAGGGUCCCUCCGUGCCGGGGCUGGCCGUCCUCAAGCCCCCCUCCAUCAUGCAGCAAGGUGACUUCAUUAAUGUCCCCGCGCUCAACUCCCUCCAGCCGCGGCAGCCCACGACCGGAAACGUGGAUUUAUUGCUUCCAUUACAGCCCAAGUUGCUGGUUCCGCUGACAAUGGAUCGAAGGGAUUCCAACCGAAACCCGAUGGAAUCUACGCUGGGAGGAUCGGGACUGACCGGCGGCUUUGGCUUGACGUCCACGCUGGCGACGAUGCCGAGUCCAGCACCGGUUCCAUGUCCGACGGCCCCGGAGGAAGUAAUUUUGGAGCCCAAAGUGACGCUGCACAACGACAGCGCCAUCUCGACGCCCACGUCGUUCAACGAUGGCCACGAUACGCCCUCGGGGGAUGAAGUUUGAGGAAUGGUUUGGGAGUUGGCGUUGAGGUUAGGAGCUUGCAGCUGAUUUGUGCCAACUUGAAGUUGCAUGGAACGGAGGCAGGGUUAGAUGCGAAAGUUUAGUGUGUUUUGAGGGCGAGUUUUUUUUUAGUCAAAGAAACCAAGUAAAAGCUUUAAAAACUGUUGGAUAUUUGGAAGCAGAUUGUGAAUAGACGGACGAAUGGCAUGAGUAAAAAGUAAAAACCUAAAAAUAGAGGUAAUAUUAAAUGUUUUUGUCAUACAAAAGCGUCCUCUAGCGAAUCGUUUUAAUAUGCUUAUAAGUGUAGAUAAAGAUUUGUACUUAUUACCAACUAACAUAAUAAGUAUCUUAAAAAAAGUAUAGUGAUAAGUUAUAUAUGCUUAGACUGGAGAGAAUUGAUACUUUGAAAUCAUUUUUGUAAAACAAAAUGUCAUCAAAUGAUUGUUUGUUGAGUAACAUAUUUUAAUAGGACAAGUUUUGAAGCAAUUCCAAUAUUCAAUAUUGAGUUUUGAUCAAUGGGGAAAUUUUGUCGAAGAUCCUUAUUGUAGGGUAGUUGACCCUAUUUUAGACCUACUAAAGCAAA
Culex pipiens pallens (northern house mosquito) is the source of this 2882-nucleotide messenger RNA. RefSeq names its product potassium voltage-gated channel protein Shaw-like. The transcript is spliced from 11 exons. Gene Ontology annotation, molecular function: protein binding; delayed rectifier potassium channel activity. The record is from RefSeq and is a predicted model, not a curated record. NCBI's taxonomy places the organism in Eukaryota, Metazoa, Arthropoda, Insecta, Diptera, Culicidae. Gene Ontology annotation, biological process: protein homooligomerization; potassium ion transmembrane transport. Gene Ontology annotation, cellular component: neuronal cell body membrane; axon; dendrite membrane. Bases 260 to 2302 code for a protein of 680 amino acids.